AUGAAGCACUGUUCUGCUUGCGCGGGGGGAGCUACGCUGUUACGAGCUACUAGAAUGACAGGAGCCACUUUCAUCCAAGCCCGGUGUGCACAUUUAGUUCGCGGCACCAACCGGAGUCUGGGACAGCAUCAAGGGACUAAUAUUCCUCACUACCGUCUACCACUCAGGAGGGCUUUGCGUCUUAUAGAUUCGACGGGGAGACACAACGCCUCCAUGGUGGAGACCGAGGAUUGUGUCAGUGAGGAACAACUCCAACAUCAUUCACACGAUGGCGAGGGCGUAUCUCAGCGUCAAGAGGAUGCAGCCAGGUAUGCUGCGUAUCACUGCCAUCAUAUGCUUACAUCCUUCCGCGUUGAGCGGCAGCGUUGGGGGGAGAACACCGGUACGCUAUCGGUGGAAGAUUUAAGUCGCAUAGUGGAGUACAUAUUUUAUGCAUCCGUGCUUUUGCAUCUCACUGCAUUAUAUCAAACUGCGGACAAGUAUUGUGAAGACCUCAUAGGUGCUGUUAUUUCCUGCAGCAUAUUUGUAUCGAAAAAUGUGGAAGAAAUACUGAAAAGUUUAUCCACAGCCUCCGCAUCCGGUACCCUGAUGGCAGCAAACAAAAGGUUGGCAUCUCAAGGAAGUGACAUGUGGAAUUCGCUUCACUGGGCAGCGGUGCAUUACAGCCAAGGUGUGUGUUACUGGGGACUUCUUGAUCACACUGAACCCCUGUUUGACAUGCGGCGGUUGCACGCUCCGUUUCGCGGCCUAUUUUCCACCUAUGUUAAGCUUGUGUGCAAGAUCCUCGCGCAUGCCGGGAUGCCUCGAGAAGACAAACAGUUGUUAUCGUACGUCAAGUCACCCGAGGGGUGUAACCGGUGGUUUGGGGAGGAGGUCAAUGGCGGACUGGCCGUCUCAACAUUGUGCUUCCCCGGAAGUGCGGCUGGUACAGCGUGUUCUGGUGUGCACGAUAACCACUGUUUCCCUCAGCAGCGUCGGUUACAGCUUUUGCCUCUGAUCUGGGUCGCUUUGCUCAGCUGCCACUGUGCUGUGAGCAAUGAAGAAAACCGUUUCCGCUCUGCACGCCAUGCGUUUUUGCAUGUAUUACCGCUGUUUAGUAAGGAGGCCAAGGCGGAAAAUGUCGUAAUGCUGCUUGCGCGGCUAUUAUACAUCCGGCCAAGCACUGUGUUGAAGGCCAAUUCAGUUGACGUAGGCAUGCUACUUGCACGGGCCGAACAAUGUAAUGUGUUCCCUCCUUCCUCCUCGGUUCCGUCGGUCACGUACGCGGCGUUCCUACGCCUCUGGAUGUGUGCCGACGUGGCUCAAGAGAAGGAGCCUGAAGUUAGGGGUGUCCACAAAGCAUACGCUGCCUUUCGUGCUAUUCCGCUGUGCGCGCUGCAGCUAGAUGGUGAGCCGCACAGCCCUGCGAGUGGUGGGGACGCGUUUGUGCGUCACCUUCUCCUUCGAGCGCUACUGCAGUGGUCAUUUCGGCUUACCGCGUUCGUAUCGUUUCGGGGUGAAGUUGAAGAGAUCCUGAAAUCAACCCAGCACGUUGUGCAACUGCUAGACCAUGCUAGGAGGCGCCCUGGAUGGGGCGGACGAAAAGAAACAAUUGUUGUGGACCUUUGUGAGGCUGUCCUGCGAGCAUUUGCCGUUCGUGUCUCAGUCAUAUGCGGGAUGGAUGCUCCUUUGAAAAAGGAAGAUUACGCCCUAAUCGCUGAAUUUGACGAUGUUGUGAGAAUGAUGAUACGAAGCGGCGAAGACAGAUCAUCUUUGUGCACCUUACCGACUGUGUAUGAAUGCUUGCGGCCUCGACGGGGUAGCCGUUCAUACGCAAGGGAAGUUGAAGAGGACAGUUUCCCUAGUUCAUUAACUCCGCGCAACUCUCCAGUAUAA
Trypanosoma brucei brucei TREU927 is the source of this 1875-nucleotide messenger RNA. RefSeq lists its product as hypothetical. The record is from RefSeq and is a predicted model, not a curated record. The transcript has a single exon. The coding region runs from base 1 to 1875 and encodes 624 amino acids. NCBI's taxonomy places the organism in Eukaryota, Euglenozoa, Kinetoplastea, Trypanosomatida, Trypanosomatidae.